AAUGGGCUGAGCUUCAGUUCCUCAGCACUGUAUCUGACACAGACAUGCACUGUCAACGCUAGCUGCGGUGUAUUCGUUUACGUGGACCGGGCUUUGUAGACGUAGUGUUCGUUAGUACCGUCGCAGCAUCUCAGAAAAUCCGAACAAAUGAUGCGCUUCAUGCUGCUCUUCAGCCGGCAGGGGAAGCUGCGGCUGCAGAAGUGGUACACAGCCACAGCUGAGCGUGACAAGAAGAAGAUGGUGAGGGAGCUGAUGCAGAUAGUGCUCGCCCGCAAACCAAAGAUGUGCAGCUUCUUAGAGUGGAGGGACCUCAAGAUUGUCUAUAAAAGGUACGCCAGCCUGUAUUUCUGCUGUGCAAUUGAAGAGCAGGACAAUGAGCUGAUCACACUGGAAGUCAUCCACCGCUUCGUAGAGCUGCUGGAUAAAUACUUUGGCAGUGUGUGUGAGCUUGACAUCAUCUUUAACUUUGAGAAGGCCUACUUCAUCCUAGAUGAGUUCCUGAUGGGAGGAGAGAUCCAGGACACGUCUAAGAAGAGCGUCCUCAAAGCCAUAGAACAAGCUGAUCUACUGCAGGAGGAGGACGAGUCGCCCAGGAGCGUGCUGGAGGAGAUGGGCCUGGCGUAGUACACAGCAAGGUUGUGAGAGACUAUAGAUACUGAGGCAGAGGGCUGGAUGAGAGGGGGGGCUGGGCAGAAUCUGGGAUUGAACAUGCUUGGACUGACAGCGUUGGGUUCUGUGUAUGUGUUGCUCUGGGGACUGACGUGCAGCGUUUAACUGGGGGAGAGACUCAUUUAAGAAUGGAAGAUCCUUGCAUUGACAGGCCCUUUAGCUCUGUGUGUGUGUGUGUAUAUGUGUGUGCGAUCUGAGCGUGGGGUACAAGACAGGGGAUACAUUUAAACUUGUGAGUGGCGGGGGGGGGGGGUUGAGAUUUUUUAAAGGUCUGGAGUCCAGCUUCGCUCAUCAGAGAGGUAAAAUAAGAUGGACGCUGAUGUAUGAGUCACAGUGAGGCAGCUUGGCAGUUUGACUGACGCUUUGACGCAAAGAGGGGGCUGAACAGACGCCUUCUUAAGGUUUGUAGGUACUGAACGUGGACUGAGACUAGGUCAGGGGUUUGGGUAAUCACAUAAGGGCGCAUCACUCAAAUUAUAAAUCUGACGUUAUUUUAUAUAUUUUUUUGUAUUGUGAGCAUUUCUCAUGAAAACCAACUGCUUGUUACUCUGUUUCUCAAAACUUUCUGUUACCCAGACUCUGUCAUGGACACUCAGCUCCAGGCCUUUUGGUUUUUACUGAACACAAAUCUUAAAAAGCAGUACGGUUGGUUUUGGUCUGCACGAGAUUUGGUAACAAUCGGAAAAAUAUAGAAUCACCAGACCUUUUAAAGGUCCAGCGUGCUGGAUUUAGUGGCAUCUAGUGGUAAGGUAGCAGAACUGAAUCUUCUCCCGUGUGCCAAGUAUGUAGAAGAAACGUAGGUGGCGAAAAUGUGAAUGGCCCUAUCUAGAGCCAGUGUUUAGUUUGUUUGUUCUGGGCUACUGCAGAAACAACAUGGAGGGCUGAGUUGAAGAAGACCUGCUUCAUAUGUAGAUAAAAACAGCCCAUUUUAACAAAAACCCACAAAAAAGUCUUAUUUUUAAGUGAUUAGAAAUUAAACCAUACAAGGGAAGCACAAUAUAGGAUUUCUUGCUGAUAUCCAACAUUCCGAUAUAUAUUGACUCAUUUGGCCGAUACCAAUACCGGUAUUGAUCAGGUCUCCUCUGUUAUAGAAAUAACAUCAUAUUAUGCAUACUCAUAUCAUGACGGCCCACCAAUAGUAAUAUACCAAUGUAAUAUUCAUCUGUUGUGCAAAAUAUGAAAAAAUACUUCAGUUUAGGGUUGAUGUUUUGUCAAUUUGUCAAUUAAAAUAAAUAAAUAAAUACAUAUCAGUUUAUCAUAUCGGCAGAAGUCACCAUGUUGUGCUGAUAUUUCAUUUUAAAGUAUCUGUCCAUACAGAUGGUGUGCCGAAAUUAUUGUGCAUCCCCAGUAAUGAAUAUUGCAUACUAUUUCUAUAGAUGCCCCUAAAUCCAGCACACUGGACCUUCUAAAGUGAAAUUCUGUAUUUAUACAAUCCUGUCUCCUAUUGGUUAUUUACAUGACAACAAAAAAACAAGGAAAAUAGCACUCAAUGUGCUGGUGAAAAACACAAACAGAAUGUCUGUUUUCUUUUUAUUAUACUUUUUGGGUUUGUUUGUAGUCUAAGUUUGUGUAAAGGGUCAUUUGUUAAAUUACACCUUACCUCUUAUAUAUUUUCUUUUCUAUCGUUCCAACCAGUUACAUUAUUAUAACCAAUAGGAUUGAGGGCCAUAACUGCAACCCGAUUUCUAAAAAAGUUAAUGCACCAUCAAUGCUGAAAGGUGCAUACAGGUUUUGGAGCAACAUAUGCUGCCAUCCUGAUGACUUUGUCAGGGGCGCCCCUGCUUAUUCCAGCAAGGCAAUGCAAGCCACAUUCCUCACAUGUGACAAUAGCAUAGCUUCUUAGUAAAAGAGUGUGGGUACUAGACCAGCCCUCCUGCAGUCCAGACCUGUCUCCCAUUGAAAAUUUUUGGCACAUUAUGAAUUGCAAAAUGCAUUAAAGAAGAUGCCGGACUGUUGAGCAACUUAAAUUGUAUAUCAGGCAAGAAUGGGAAAGAAUUUUAAUUUCAAAACUUUAAUAUUUAGUGUCUUACUGAGUGUUGUUCAAAGAAAAGAUGAUGUGACACACUGGUAAACAUGCCUCUAUCCUAACAUUUUUGGAAAUGUUAUUGGCAUCAAAUUCUGAAUAAGUGCAUUUUUACAAGUUUAUCAGUUUGAAUAUCAAAUGUCUUGUCUUUGUACUAUACUCAGUUGAAUAUUCUGUAGGUAAAAAAAAACAUUUAAGCAUCAUUGCAAUCUUUUUUUUAUUUACGUUUCACACAGUGUCACAGCUUUUUUGGAAUUGGGGUUGUGCCACAGAAGACAGAGGUUGUAAGAACACAGAAUUGUUUUCUGGCUCCACUCUCUAAUUGUUCUUAUACUACGUAAUCCUGAGGUGUUGUCAAAAACAUCUGUCAGUAUAUUAUUACAAUUAUUGGAACUAAACUUGAUGUUUUAAACAGAUCUCCAGACUUUUCUCAUAAAGGCAGAGUUGUACUGUUUGGAAUUCAUUCCAUUAUGUAGGUGUGGAUUGUGAAUAAUGAACCAAAGACAAUUGAGAUUUGCAUCACAGUUUAUAUUACUUGUUUACAUAUGAGCCAUGCAUAUGUACCAUACCUGGAGUGAUAAACCAGAUGGGAUGAAAAUGUCAAGUGUGUCUUAUGCAAUUUAACAAAGUGCAACUGAGAAUCACAUCCCACUUAGUUUUCCUCUAGACAGCAGGAAGUAACCACUGAGAUUGAAUGAAAAGGAACAGUUCAGCCUUGAGUCGUUCUGCUGGUACUACUAACUGGUACUGUAUAUUAGGGCUGGGUUUAAAUCCCAAGGCAAUUAGAAUAAACUGAAUUUUAGUAAAGUAUAUCUUAUAGUCCCAUACAUAUUUUUACAGUGUUUUAUCUUUUAUUUUGAUCAUCCCAGUUGCUAGAGAAAAUGUUGGCAUUGUACCUGUCUGCAAACCACCAAUGAUGUAAAUUCGUACAUUUCAUAUGUAGUGGUAAAGUUGAACCAUCUCACUUGGGUUUCAUGGCAUCCACCACUCCCCCAACCUCCUAAUGACAAAGUCAUUUCAUAUGAAUGUAAUCUACUACAUCUCUAUAGAAAGGUUGAUAUGCUGUGUAUGAAAUGUACAAAUGAAACAUGUCCAUAAUUUGCAGAAAUGUACAAAGCCAACAUGUUCUUCUGGUGACCAGGCUGUUUUGAAUGAAUGGUUGUUUCUGAUGUUGGUGAUCUAAAUUUAAUGAGUAUGUGAAAUGCUGUCUUAGACAGGAUGAGCAACUGCUGCUAGAGCAAUGGAAGUCAGUAAAGGAAAAGAGUGGGAUCACAUAUAAAUGCUCACCCUGUAAGUGGUGCUUGAGUCUUUAACUGUCAUUUAAUUUAAGCAAGGUGCGUUUCUAAAACAGUUGUAUGUCUCUAACCAGUUCUGAACGUAUUCUGUAGGGGUGUAACAGUUUAUCAGGGUCAUAGUGUGUCCAUACCUCAGCCUACACGGCCUACACUCUUAAAAAUAAGGGUUCUAAGAGGGUUCUUCCUGAAGGACUGAGGUUAUACCCAGAGCCAUUUGCUUCUUCAGAGCUCAUUUUUAAAGAAGGGUUCUUUAUAAGACUAAGGGUUUCAUAGAGAGCAGGGUUUCAUAUCCAAAGAAUCCUUUUUUUUGGGAGGAAAAAGUUCUUUGGGAGUUCAUUGAUUGUUGAAAGCAUGGGUACUAAAAUAUCUCCACCCUCAAUUAUUAUGUUUACCCAUGAUUCAAAUGGUAUUUUUAAAUGUAGAUGUAUCUGCAAUCUCCUUAAUCAAUUAAUUUACUUGUGUUCUACUAUAGUUGAUAUCUUUACCAUCAAUUUAUGCCACAUGCCAAUUCAACAUGGUCUACCGGAAUUCUUUUUUUUUUUUGGGUACCCGGUACUUGGAAUUUUGAGUUCUAAUUUGGAACCAAAUUUUGGUUUCCAACCAUUCUGGAUCUUGACCCUUCCUGGUAGAGCCUUUUAUAAAGUUUCCACUUGGAACCCCUUCAUACUCCCUUUCCAAUAAAUGAGCUCUGGUUCUUGAAUUAGAAUUGGCACUACUGAAAUAGCAAAAGGCUGUAGUGGUAGUGAUUUCAGAAAAUCUCCCCAAAAAAUGCAAUUGUGAACCAUGAGUCUGUUGGUUGUGCUGGACCACAUCAGACCAAAGCUGCUAGGUAAAACACAAACCUUAAUAAUAUAAUCUAAUUUGAUCAGUUACUAUUUAAGUGUUCCCCUGGGUGAAUUCCAGAUGAAAUCCUUGGAAUAUUGAAUGUUUUUUUAGGCAGAAUCUCCUAGGGGGGUUCUUGUUAUGUUCACCUAGGUUCCAGGAGCUCUGAAUGCAACCAAUUCAAGAACCAAAGCUAAUUUGGUGGAAAAGGGGUAUGAAAAGAUUCCAGGUGGAACCUGUAUAAAAGGUUCUACAAGGAACCAACAAGGGUUCUUCUGUGAAGACAAGCCGAAGAACUCUUUGUGGUUCUAGUUAGCAGCUUUACUUUUGAGAGUGUAGAUCAACAUACUGUAAAACAUGGUUAUUUAAUGAAAGGGAAAGAUGUAUUUUCUCUUCUUACUUCCUUCAGUUUGACUUAGUUUGAACCGUCUCCGAAUCAGAAGAAACAUUUAGAAUCUUUGAGCAAAUACAAAAAAAAAGGGUCUACGCUCACACAAUCAUUGAAUCCAACACCAUUUGUAUCUGUCUGCUUUUAACAUUUGCGAGGCCCUAUAGAGAGUGAAUAUGUGAACUGUUGCACCACUGCUAUUUAGUUAGUGUGUGUGCUGGUGUGAUCUUAUGUUUUGCAUGACAUGUUUACUUCAUAAAAUGCUGUGAACGGGGAUAAGUGUUAGCUAUAUCUUUGCAAUCACGUAGGGUUUGCGCAAAGCUCAUAACUGAUUAUCUUAUAUAGUGACUGGAAAAACUCCAUGCAAGGCAGUAAGCUAUUGCAAGCAGUCUUAUCCAUGUUCACACAAAUGUUAACUUUCUUGAAAUUAAUAUAUUUAAAAUAUUCAUCAAAUCCUAACUGACUAAGUGACCAUGCAGUAGUGUUUUCUACUAGCUUCCCAUAGACUUUUAAUUAGAGCUAGGCUAUAUCUACAAAAUCUCUCUAUCUUGAGGUCACUUGUUAUAUUAUGACAAUGUAGGGUAUCAGUAUCAGUGCUUCAUAAAGAUCUUUAAUCUAAAAUAGGGUUGAGUGACAUAAAAAAAUGUAUGAAUUAUCAUUUCACGCUGUUAAAACUGAUAUUUUUUAAAAUAAUUUCUUUAAAACUAUAUCACCUUAUUAAUUCCAAAUAAUUUUUCACUGGUUAUUGCUUACUUAGAUUUUGUUACAUAUUAGUUAAUCCUACAGAGGAAAAUCUUCCUCGUAUUGCCUCAAAAUGUUUGCAUGUUUUUCAUUUGACAGGGAUCUAAUUUAUAUAAUGGGGUUCUUAACAAACGCCUCUUUCUUGAUUCUAAAUGAAGUUUCUUUGUUUCGUGCUCUCAUGUGACCUGCUGAUCAUGUUGCUCGCUUAUUUGUACAGAAAAAGAACAUCAAAGUGAAUAUUGGACUGUUACUGCAACACUGUUCUCUAAGAAGGUACUUCAUCCUCAAAAGACCUACGUGCAAGUGUACCUUAUGGAAAAGCUAUGAAAAGGUGGAAGUCAUUGGCAGGAACAGGCAGCAGGACAGUCAGCCUGAAACUGUCUGAAGAGAUUUGCGUCAUUUCAGCUGCAGCGCUGCUGUCUGUGAACAGCGAUGACUAAUCCUUUGUUUGGAAUGUUAGUCUGUGUUUUAAGAGUUAAGGGCUCACUGUUUGAUCUGAUUGUUUUCUUUGUCGACAUGUAUUUGAACUAAUGGUAAAGAAGAGCAUGUGGGGAAGAGGCGCAGUAUGCUGAAAACUGCUGCAAAACAAAGACACCAGAUUGUCGAAGUGUGCACAGUGUAUGAAAAAGCAUUAGCGAGAAAUUAGUUGAGUUCUGAAAUUGCAUGUUUUUAAAGGUAACUGUAGUAUUUUUCAACCUGGACCCUCUUUUCCAAUGUUCUGUGUUUAAGUUAGCUGCGAAACAGGCUGCAAAGGAAUGACUAGGGGCAUAUGAACACGGUCAAUGCACCUUCAUUAAAAGGGCUUAUUUUUGCACCUGACAUGCUCAAAUUGUUAUUCUAUGCAACUGACAACUUUGUGGAAAGCAUCCCUACAAAGUAAAAGGUCUGUCUCUGUAGGGAUCGUAUCAACGAGUUGCCAGACUUCUAAUAACAGUCUGAGCCUGUCACUGGCAAAAACAAGCACUCUUGGUGGAUGUACAUUAAAGGUUUUGGUGAUUGCACUUUAAGGGCUUUCUCAACUAAAGCAAAAAGGAUCUUACUCUUUAACAAAAAGGUCUAUCUCUGUAGGGAUCCUGCUAAUGAGUUGCCAGACUUCUAAUAAGAGCCUGAGUCAAUCAGUUGUAAGAACAUCCUCUUAGGUAUAUGUGGCGCUUUCGGGGCGGUUUCUCGUUAAACAAAAGAAUCUCACUCACAAAAAGGUCUAUCUAUGUAGGGAUCUUUUCCAAAAGUUGUCAGAUUUCUCAUAAUAGCCUGAGCCUGUCUGUGGCAAAACCAAGCAAUUUUGCUGGACUUUUAUUAAAGGGGCAAUGGUGAUUUGGGGCUGGUUAAACAAAAAAGAUCUUACUUUUGACAAAAAGAUCUAUCUCUGUAAGGAUCCUUCCAGAAAGUUGUAAAACACUUCAAUCUGAGCCAAAAACAAGCACUCUUGGUGGUCAUAUUAUAAAGGGUUUGGUGAUUGCGCUUUCAGGGCUUUUUCCAGUUACACAAAAAGGAUCUCAAUCCUAAAAAAAAAGGUCUGUCUCUGUAGGGAUCCUUCCCACAAGUUGUCAGACUUCUAAUAAUAGUCUGAGCCUGUCAGUGGCAAAAACAAGCACUUUUGGUGGACCAUAUUGAGGAGUUUGGUGAUGGUGCUUUAGGGGUGGUUUCUGGGAAAACAAAAAGGUCUAUCUCUGUUGGGAUCCUUUUAGUAAGUUGUCAAACACUUAGAAUAACACUCUAAGCCUGACAGUUGAAAAAACAAGCACUUUUGAUGGAUGUGAACUGACGGUGCUCAAUUGCCUGUAGAAAUUACAUUGCCAUCUGUUUUUCUGCUUCUGGCUGCAGCUAUCUUUCUCAAUACUGGACCAAAUUAAAAAAUCGUUAUUUCUGUUAGUCACAUAGACACAGAACAAUAGGAAAAUAGGGCCCAAGCUGGAAUGUAUUUAAGGUACCCUUCAAUGCCCUUUCUUCGAACCUUUAACCUAAACCUCAAGACUUUUUGUUCUGUGGCCCUAAAGGCCCUAGUAUGCUUGAAACAAAAGUGCUCCAUGUUGUCCGAUUCUGUCUGAAAGCAAACAUGUUUGUAGCUGUUCUGAAAAACCACACUGGAAGGCUACCCUCCUCCCGCCGGCAUCCCACUGCCUCCUCCAUCUCUAAGAACUUAAUUUCUCUGGCGUAUCUUUGUCGUCAUGAUGCAAUAACGGCUCAUACUUUCAGACAGUCUCUCUUUGAAGGCAUUUUUGGUGUUGUGCUCUGUUGUACACGUGCAUAAUGAUGGUGGUAACGGUACUUUACACCUCCACAAACCUGGUCUAUGGCUGCGUGAGGUGGCUUUGUUUGUUGUUUUAAAUAAAGUUACCAGAAUUGAACAUCUGAAAUUGCCUUCAGAAAGUGGGUUUGAGAUGUUCAAAGUUCUGACAAACACUUCCUCCUCACAUUUCUUCUGUACAUUUGAUAUUUUACUGCUUGACCUCUGUUUUCUCCUUCAAAGGGACAUUAUUUGAAUAGUGUGUUGAAUGUUUUUCUGUCUCAGUUGAGUGAGAUUCUAUUUAAUACCCAAUUUGAACUUUGUCUUUGGUCAAUCAGCUCAUCAUAUGCAAUGACUUAAUCGAUUUGGUGAUUGUGUUGUUGUAAUUCAUGUGAAGAAGAAUGAAGAUAAUCUUGUUCAAAGUAGUUUGGUCCCUUGGAGGAAGAGAAGAUGAGACAGCGCACGGGUCAGAAUGCUGUAAAGGGCCUAAGUGUAGAAAAGCAGAAGCUCUGUGAAUCUGUGUAACACAGGGAAAGGCUAAAGGGACUCAGUGUGUGAAUGUAAUUUUAUAAAUAAAUAAUACAUUUUAAGCUAAA
Messenger RNA from Plectropomus leopardus (leopard coralgrouper), 8761 nucleotides. RefSeq names its product adaptor related protein complex 1 subunit sigma 1 (gene ap1s1). Gene Ontology annotation, cellular component: AP-1 adaptor complex; membrane coat. The record is from RefSeq and is a predicted model, not a curated record. Lineage: Eukaryota; Metazoa; Chordata; Actinopteri; Perciformes; Serranidae. Gene Ontology annotation, biological process: vesicle-mediated transport; intracellular protein transport. Gene Ontology annotation, molecular function: clathrin-cargo adaptor activity.